Cladophialophora carrionii CBS 160.54 is the source of this 1380-nucleotide messenger RNA. RefSeq lists its product as uncharacterized. Gene Ontology annotation, biological process: regulation of transcription by RNA polymerase II. The transcript has a single exon. NCBI's taxonomy places the organism in Eukaryota, Fungi, Ascomycota, Eurotiomycetes, Chaetothyriales, Herpotrichiellaceae. The record is from RefSeq and is a predicted model, not a curated record. Bases 1 to 1380 code for a protein of 459 amino acids. Gene Ontology annotation, molecular function: DNA-binding transcription activator activity, RNA polymerase II-specific; zinc ion binding.
AUGACCUUGGACCAAAGCAACACAACCGACACAACCUCUCCCGACAUCACCUCCAUUGCUUCAUGGGACUUGUCAUCCGAUCCGACGACCCCAGGAAGCAAUGGCGCCGCGCGACGCGACAGCAAACACAAAACCCGGACACUUGCACCAAAUCUUACGCGACGGUCGCAUAAAAAGAGCCGCGGCGGCUGCUUCUCGUGUAAGCAGAGGAAGAUCAAGUGUAACGAAACAAAGCCCGCGUGUGGAAGCUGCUUGAUGAAGGGACUCACUUGCGUCUACCCGACCGAGCCAGCGCCACGGAAAUCGAGCAAUCUGCCGUUGAUGAAGCGCAAUCCCAACAGUUCACCGUCUUUUCCAGCUGCGACCUUCUCGAUCCUGGAUAUGAGAUUCUUCCACCACUUCCUCACAAUCGCCUACCCACAUUUGCCCGUAGACAACGACCAUGUCUGGGUCCACGAUAUUCCCCAAUUCGCCGAGCAGCACGAAUAUCUCAUGCACGCCUUGCUCUCGUUGGGCGCGUCGCACCUCAGCCGCCUCACCGGUGUGGAUUAUCGACGAGAGUCCCUCAUCCACCGCGGCCAUGCCAUCGCAGGACUCAAUCAAGCACUCAGCCAGACCGCGCGCACGUACGGCGAGUCCGACGCCAUGCUCGCUUCUUGUUAUGCGCUUACCUUUCAAGCCUCAUACAUGGGCGAUGGUCUCGCUGACUUCAUCACUAUGGUACGAGGUUGCGCCUUGACUACCGAAAAAAUCAAACAAGAACAUGCCCCGACAGCGUUCAACCUGCAACCGGAUUGGCACUUCAAGUACAUGGCGCCACGGCUGCAGAAUUUGCCACCGGUCGACCCCCGUCUCCUUGAGGAUGCAUAUGAUGGCCUGGAAAAUAUUCGACCCUUCCUGAGCGGCACUACCGAGAUUGAUUUCCAUGCCGCGCUGGUCGACGUGAUUACCUCUCUCCAGGCAUCGCCGGCCUCAGGCUACCUACAAUUCAUCGGCGUGUACGGCGUUUGGUACGAACUGUGCCACGAUGCGUUCAAGACAUUCCUUGACCCGAACAACCUUGUCGCGCAACUCCUCCUUGCAUACUUCGUGGGCCUCCAGUUACUGAUGGUCCCGCUGGCCGCUCAUGAAUGGCCUCACCGCGCAGAUGUGAGUCGAGUUCGUGUCUUGCAAGGUUCAGUCGAGUGGGCCCAGGGGAUCUUUGAGAGACUUGAAGAUUCGGAAUGGUCCAACCAUCUCGACUGGCCCAGGACUGUUAUCGCCGCAGUCAUUGCCGAGAUCAAUGGCGAAGUACUUCAUCUGCCACCAGUGCUGCAGCUUCACUUAGCAGCACAGGACAUCACUCCUGAGACGACCAUGCUAGAGUUGGAGCCUAUAUGA